Molecule: messenger RNA, 207 nt
Organism: Cetraspora pellucida
Lineage: Eukaryota; Fungi; Glomeromycota; Glomeromycetes; Diversisporales; Gigasporaceae
Source: the annotation of a GenBank genome assembly
AUGAUUGAUAGUGCAUUAAAAAGGUUAUUGUAUAAUGAAUUUUAUCGAAAAUGCAAGUAUUCAUUUUGGCAAUUUGGAAAUAAUAAAAGUUUGCAAGAAUCAGUUGUAUCUAAUAGCAAUAUACUAUUAGAAAGAAUAUUGCUUGAAACAAAUAAGUAUGAUAAAAAUAAUAUUAUAGAAUUAUCUUCAGAAGAAUUUGCUAAAGAG